CUACGAUAGUAAAUGUACGUUUUAUACCACCUGUUAGCCUUCGUGGCGGCAGAAAUGAUAAAAAUUAUACCUGUGUGCGAUGCAGAGUGCCAGAAAAAUAUGUUGCUCGCCAAAUACUACCCCGCACCAAAUACGCUCAGUGAUGCGAGUUAUUGCGUGCGUGGCGUGGACGUGAGGAACAACAAGAACUGUGUGGUGGGUGUAAGGGGCGUGGUUGCUCAACCUGGCAUUGUAAAACCGAGCGAAGUACCGGUCAAUCCUCCGCCAGGUGAUGUUAUUGUUUCCACGUACUACAAGACCGUAACAGUCAAUCCUUCGAUGGCAACACCAGCUGUCGCCGUUUCAGCAAGCGUAAAGCCAAGUCAAGUCGUUUACCACUCAAAGAACGUUACAAGUUCGGUUCCAGCCGCCAAGAUUUUGCCUGAAAAGGCACCACCUGUGAUGAGAAAUGCCACCGUGCCUGCUGUUGCACCGUCUGUCCCUGUACCAACACCUAUACCCGUCGCCAAGAGGCCGGCAUCUCCAACAAUACCACCCAGAGCCGUGAUAGCGAGGCCUAAGAUGACGGUCACUCAACCUCCGCUACUAAUAGACAGACCCGCUGUGCAAAAAGUUACCGUUUCGCAGCCUCCUAUAGUGAUUAACAGGCCGGUGGUGCAGACCGUUACGGUGGCGCAACCGCCUGCAACCGUGAGCUCGGUGUGGACCGUUACGGUGGCACAACCGCCUGCAACCGUGAGCUCGGUACAGACCGUUACGGUGGCACAACCGCCUGCAACCGUGAGCUCGGUGCACACCGUCACGGUAACUGUUGCGGCACCACCGCCACCGACACAAACCGUCACCAAGGAAAUACGUGUAGAGAGCAUGCCAGGAACAACGGCAACUACUGUGAAGCAGCCGGAGGGCAAGAAGCCAACUGUAGAAAUUAGCACACCCAUCUCGUCCACGGUCAACAUCAAGAAGCCGGAUGCUAAAUCUACGCCCAAGCAAGAGCCCAUUCCGGUAUACUCCGCCUAUCCACCAGAUUACUCAAAUUAUUACGCAUAUUACGGGUAUGCAGACCCGCGUACCUACUAUCCUUACGAUAACAGGUACGGAUACUACGGAAAUUACUAUCCACCGGUCUACUCCCCCCCGGGCUCACAAGUGAAAGUGAGCAAAGAGAACGAGCGAGUGAACGACAAGGAGGAGAUAUCGAAGUACAAGAUUGUGAAGAGUGUCGACCCUGCACAGGCUAAAUCGAUAAUUAAGGCACAGAAUGAGAAAAAUCGUGGAUCGGGCACAAACAAGGAGAAUGGAACGGAUAGACCAAACAAUGGUAAGAAAAAAACUGCAAUGGAUGAAAACCACGGUUUGUACGAUACUCAUGAGCCUUCGCCAGACGUGGAUGUGACCGAUAACAGUUUGUUGGACCCUUCAUAUGCGCCGAGGAUGUACCAGAAAAACUGGGACUCCGAUGACGGAGCUAAUGAUGCUGCACACACAAAUAAAGCAAAGCAAAAGAAGCACAGGAAAUCAAAACAUCACAAGAAUGGCCACAAUCACAAGAAAAAGGGCUCACAUGGUUCAGAGGACAGUUCACACAGACGAGACAGGAAUGCUGUGCCAUCAAAUAUCAAUGAGAAUCCGUUUGACAAGGAGGAUUUCAAAUACGUAGCUGACUUCGGAGAUGAAUACAACGAUAAUCUGCCCAAAGAGAUACACGAAAGGCAACCGCAUGUGAAUGAACCGCAAAACAUAAAUAGGUACCUGUACGAUCGGAUCUACAAAAAGCUGCGGAAUAAGGACAUAUUGGAACGAAUAAACCUUGACAACGAGAAGAACAAAGAAAAGAAGCUGAAAAACAAGUACAACAGCAUUAUAUACAUAGACGAGCAGGACAAGGUGCUACGGAACAAAUUAUUUAAUGAGUUCAUGGGAGAACGAAGCCUUGAUCAUGAAGCGCCUGUUAGGAGAAAUGGUGAUGAGAUUGAACUGAGUGACAGCUUUAGCGCGGUGUUACCAAACAAAAAAUCGAAAACUGGCGAGGAUAAUAACAGCAGCAGUAGCGACGAGAUUAUGUUCCUUUCUGAUCUGCUCAAGUGAUAGUUAUUGUCAGCGAGGGGGAGUGCUAUCACAUAAGUAAAUCUAAAUAGAAGAUAUUCGGAUAAGCUUGGUUGUUUUCGUGGCGUAUCUGGCAUUGAUACGCAGCGAAUUGUUUUACAGCACGAAAUACGUUCCACUAUUUUUUGUCGAAGUGUGUCCGAGAAGGGGACUGCGUAACGCAGCACGGCUGCAGUGACGCGCAAGCAUAACGAGCAGUUUAGGUGGUGUGUACAGAACCGCGCACCAAAACUUAUUUUUCUGCACCAGGGAAGGGCAACAGCCCCUGCACCGUAUUGUCACGCCCUCUUUGUGCCACAAUAUGCAUGGUUCAUAAUUAUGAGGAGAACUGUCACGUUUUACUUAUAAAAUCCUGUUGAUCAACCGUAGCGUGCAAGCACGCUGUCUCUGAAUGCCUUGAUGUCCUCCAAUGUCCCAAUAUUAUACAGCUCA
Vavraia culicis subsp. floridensis is the source of this 2538-nucleotide messenger RNA. RefSeq lists its product as uncharacterized. The record is from RefSeq and is a predicted model, not a curated record. The transcript has a single exon. Lineage: Eukaryota; Fungi; Microsporidia; Pleistophoridae. The coding region runs from base 13 to 2088 and encodes 691 amino acids.